AUGGUUUACAUUGGCCCACCAAAAUCAGAGGAAGAAAGAGAAUUGGAUAGCAGUACCAUCAGUACUAGUGCUAUUGGUGCUUCAACUGCCGAUCAUGAUAGUGAUGUUGCACCUUCGGAUAACAAUUCUUCAUCACAACUACAAAUCGAAACAACUAGCAUAUCAAAUGAUAAUAAUUUGAUUGAUCCAACUAUUCAAUCACCACUUAUUAAUGGUUAUGAUAAAUAUUUUAAUAGUGUAGAUUAUAAUAAGAAUACAACAACUAUUGUUGAUAAUAAUAUGGAAACUCAUCAUGCUAGAAAAUUGGAUAGAAAUGACGAAGAUGAAUAUUUGGAUUUUCUGGAAAAAUCAUUGGAGGAAGAGCAAAAGUUUAUUACAAGUGACAUGAUUGAAUCAGCUGAACAAUUAUUGGAGACAAGUAGUAAUGAAAAGGAGAGAGCACAGUCAUCUUUCACAUUGGCUAUUCUAUAUGUCAAGUCAGGAAAUGAAGCUUUAAUACAUAAAGGAAUUAAACUGUUAGAAUCAAUCCUAAGAGAUCACAGUGAUAUAUUUAAUGAAAUUAUGGUUGAUGAUUCGUCACAUUAUAAGAGAGAUUGUUUAUAUUUGAUUUCAUUGGGAUUUUUCUUUUUAAGGGAUUAUGCAAAGGCCGAAUCAGCUGUUGCAAAGCUUUUAGAUUUUGAUUAUCAAAAUGAACAAGGUCUUAGGUUGAAGUCCCUCAUCAAAAGAAAGAAAAAGAAGGUGGAAAGAGAUGGAAUGAUAGGACUUGCUCUGGCAGGAGGUGCAAGUUUAGCUAUUGGAGGUGUACUUGGGUUGGGCGUUUUAGCUUUAGGUCUUUUGAAGGCAAAAAGAUAA
Molecule: messenger RNA, 852 nt
Organism: Naegleria gruberi
Lineage: Eukaryota; Heterolobosea; Eutetramitea; Acrasida; Naegleriidae
Exons: 1
Coding region: 1-852 (283 amino acids)
Biological process (GO): mitochondrial fission; autophagy of mitochondrion; peroxisome fission
Cellular component (GO): mitochondrial outer membrane; peroxisomal membrane
Molecular function (GO): protein binding
Source: RefSeq, a predicted model, not a curated record